AUGCCUCUGCCCCAGAAGAGUCCACAAUACUCAUGUGAUCAAUGCCUUCCGGCCCACAGUGUGACCCAGGGCCUGGAGGAUGCAGACGACUCCAAGGCUCUGGAGGAGACCUGUCUCUCCUCCCAUCCUCUAAUUCCUGGCACUUCGAAGGAGGCUCCUGGUGUUGGUAUACCCAGCAACCCUGAGAAUCCUCAGAGUUUCUGCUCCUCUUCCAUUGCCAUUGCAACCACCUCAACAAGUGAGCUGAAUGAGGGCUCCGAUAGCCAAGAAGAGGAGGAUAGCACCUCAGGGGCUGGGCCAGAUGCCAAGAAUGUGCCCGUAGAUGCUCUAGAUAAGAUGGUGGCUUUGUUGGUGGAUUUCAUGCUGUUCAAGUAUCUAAAGAAAGAGCUCAUGACAAAGGCAGAUAUGAAGAUCGUCAUCAAAGGGUAUGAAGAGCACUUCGCUGAGGUCUUCCUGAAAGCCUCUGAGCGCAUGGAGAUCGUCUUCGGCCUUGAUGUGAAAGAAGUGGAUCCCAUCAACCACUGCUAUGCCUUCUUCAUCAAAUUGGGCCUCACCUAUGAUGGGGUGCUGCAUGGUAAAGAGGGCAUACCCAAGACGGGUGUCCUGAUACUUAUCCUGGGUGUGAUCUUCAUGAAGGGCAACAGUGCCAGUGAAAAGGAAGUCUGGGAAGUUCUGAAGUUGACGGGGAUAUAUCCCGGAAGGAAGCACUCCCUCUUUGGGGACCCCAGGAAGCUCAUCACCCAAGAUUUCGUGAAGGGAAAGUACCUGGAAUACCGCCAGGUGGCCAACAGUGAUCCCGCACAAUUUGAAUUCCUCUGGGGCUCAAGAGCCCACGCUGAAACCACCAAGAUGAAAGUCCUGGAGUUUCUGGCCAAGGUUCAUGGGACUGACCCGAGUUCUUUCCCAUCUCAGUAUGAGGAGGCUUUGGAAGAAGAAGAAGAGAGAACCCGAGCCAGAAUGUCAGCCAUGGCUAUCUCUACUUCUGUGGCCACUGCAAGUUUCUAG
Messenger RNA from Lynx canadensis (Canada lynx), 1005 nucleotides. RefSeq names its product melanoma-associated antigen B16-like. The transcript has a single exon. The record is from RefSeq and is a predicted model, not a curated record. The coding region runs from base 1 to 1005 and encodes 334 amino acids. Gene Ontology annotation, biological process: negative regulation of transcription by RNA polymerase II. Gene Ontology annotation, cellular component: nucleus. NCBI's taxonomy places the organism in Eukaryota, Metazoa, Chordata, Mammalia, Carnivora, Felidae.